Messenger RNA from Wasmannia auropunctata (little fire ant), 1022 nucleotides. Its product is annotated as putative odorant-binding protein A10. NCBI's taxonomy places the organism in Eukaryota, Metazoa, Arthropoda, Insecta, Hymenoptera, Formicidae. The record is from RefSeq and is a predicted model, not a curated record. Bases 330 to 698 code for a protein of 122 amino acids. The transcript has 3 exons.
UAUCGGGAGGAAAGGGGAGGAAAGGCCCCCGUAUACAGGCGAGGUAUACGUGCCUCUCUUGGAUCUUUUGAAUCAGUGUGCCGCGCGAUUUCACGGUGAGAGGACCGUGGCCAAGAAGGAGCACACGAGAGAACACACGGAGUCUUCCUCGCAGCAGGUCGCCCCGCUGCACGCACGCACGCAUACACACGACAUCCAUCGUCGCCGCGAUCGACUCCCUUUCCUAGGUCGUCGAUCGAUACCCUCCCCUCCCCCCGCGCGUCUCACUCUUUCGCCCGCGUCCGAGAUCAAACGUUGCGAUCUUGAACAACCGGCCCCGAGGUUUCGGCAUGGCUAUGGCAAUCAAGAUCCUCGUCCUGGUCUGCGCCCUGCUCGCCGCAGCGAUGGCCGCCGAGUCGCCCGCGCCGGACGGCGAGGUGCAGCAAACCGGCAGAUCGCGGGUCUCCGACGAACAACUGAAUAUGGCCCUGAGCGACAAACGCUACUUGAACAGACAGCUUAAGUGCGCCCUGGGAGAGGCGCCGUGCGACCCCGUCGGACGUCGUCUGAAAAGUUUAGUGCCGCUGGUUCUGAGAGGCUCCUGCCCGCAAUGCACCCCCGAGGAGACACGUCAGAUCAAGAAGGUCCUUUCUCACAUUCAGCGAUCCUUCCCGAAGGAGUGGAACAGGAUAGUGCAACAAUACGCCGGAGUUCCAUAAACGAGAUAUGAUAUAAGCGCGCCGGCCACGACGAGGCUGGAUGUACAGAAUAUAGUAACAAAGGCUACAACAAUGGAUCAUCCACGGGGAAACACAUCCACGUCCGAUCGCAUUCGUUUAUUUAAUAAUAUUGUUAAUGAUAGCACGAGGGAGAAGCGUAGCUCAGCCGAGAGGUAUAUUUAGAAUUUUGAGGCACAUACGUAUAGAAACAUUCAGUUUUAACGAAGAUUUUAUCCUGUAUUACGUAUCUACAUAUUGUUUAUAAAAUGCUGUACAUGUAUAAAAUUCUAUUCGCACGUUCGAUAUAUUUCAUUUUAAUAAAGU